Messenger RNA from Seminavis robusta, 1707 nucleotides. NCBI's taxonomy places the organism in Eukaryota, Bacillariophyta, Bacillariophyceae, Naviculales, Naviculaceae. The record is from the annotation of a GenBank genome assembly.
AUGCCGUCCUUCAAAGUUUCUCUGUUGGACUAUGGAGCUGGAAAUGUGAGAUCGGUUCGCAACGCCAUCACCAGCAAUGGCUACGAGAUUGAGGACAUCACGACGCCCUCCCAGAUCGAUGAGGCCAAGGUUCUGAUUUUCCCGGGAGUUGGGUCCUACGGUUCGGCCAUGAAAGUGUUGCACGAAAAGGGAUUCUACGAACCACUCAAAAAGUACCUGGCCAACCAUGAUCGUCCCUUUUUGGGUAUUUGCUUGGGCAUGCAGACUCUUUUUGAGUCUUCUGAUGAGUUCAGCCCCGACGCAGAUCAUGCCAUUGAAGGAUUGGGAGUGAUCCCUGGAAAGGUUCGCAAGUUUGACGAAACCAAAAUGGCAGUUCCCCACAUUGGUUGGAACGGACGCAUUCAUCACCAAGAAAGUCCCGUGCUGAAAUAUGUGGCCCCGGAAGAAGAUGUUUAUUUCGUCCACUCCUACUUUGCACCUGUAAAUGACGACAACAAAGACUGGGCCAUGACCAGUACUACCUAUGGUGGGCAGCACUUUAUGAGUUCGGUUCACAAGGGGAGUCUCGUUGGUUGUCAAUUCCAUCCAGAAAAAAGCGGUGUCACCGGUUUGAAUGUGUUGAAGGGAUUCCUAGAGGCAGUUGAGAAUGGAACUUUGAAUCAAACCAAAUCGCUCACAGUGAACCCCGACGCCACUACUCAAUUGGUUAAGCGUGUGGUGAUUGCACUUGACGUGCGAUCCAAUGAUCAUGGAGACUUGGUUGUCACAAAAGGAGAUCAGUACGAUGUACGUGAAAACGAAAAGGAAGGUGUUGUGGAGGGCCGUGGUGGAGUGAGGAAUCUUGGAAAACCUGUUGCCUUGGCCAGUCGCUACUACCAAGAAGGUGGUGAUGAGAUUGCAUUUCUCAACAUUACCAGUUUCCGCCAAGGCGUCAUCGAAGACAUGCCUAUGCUGCAGGUCCUAGAGGAGGCUUCAAAGAGCAUCUUUGUUCCUUUGACGGUGGGAGGUGGCAUUCGCAGCUACACAGAUCCGCAGUCAGGACAAACAUGGUCCGCAUUGGAAGUGGCAAAUCGAUAUUUCCGUGCUGGCGCUGAUAAGGUCAGUAUAGGUAGCGACGCCGUCAUUGCUUCAGAAGACUACAUCAAAUCUGGUAAGAAGAAGACCGGUGAGACUUCCAUAGAAAUGAUCUCGCAUGUGUACGGAGCGCAGGCAGUUGUAAUAUCUAUCGACCCAAAGCGUGUUUAUGUUAAGAGCAAGGAUGAAGUUGUGAACAAAGAUCACGUGGUAGUUGAACUCGACAAGUCACAGGCUGGGCCCAAUGGAGAGACGCUGUGCUGGUAUCAAUGUACUGUCAAGGGCGGCCGGGAAGCCAAGGACAUUUGCGCUGUGACGGUAGCCAAGUCCGUGGAAGAUCUUGGUGCCGGCGAGAUUAUGCUCAACUGUAUCGACAUGGAUGGACAAUGCAAGGGUUUUGAUAUCCCCUUAAUGAAUGCAGUGUCAAAUGCCGUCACUAUCCCUGUCAUUGCUAGUAGCGGAGCCGGGAAGCCGGAGCACUUCAGUGACGUCUUCAAGGAGACCAAAGUCCAGGCUGCCCUGGCUGCUGGGAUGUUCCAUCGAAAAGAGGUUGAGAUUGAAGAAGUGAAAGAGCACAUGCGACAACAAAGCAUUCCAACUCGGACAAAGGCCGCCACAGUACAGGGAAGUUAG